CCCGCACGGCCGGCCAUGCGCGCCCCUCUGCGCCGUCCGCGGGCGGGCCAGGGAGGCGCGCGGCCCGGGGUCCGACAGUUUCCUGCCCGCGCCCGGACCGGUGCAGCGGAGUCCCGGGGUCGCCUCCCUGCCCGGUUCUUGCGUGCAGGCGUCCCAGUCCCGCCACAGCUCCAAGGCUCACGGGUCGGUUGGGCCAUGGGCAUCCUAGAACGUUUAAACUCUGGAGAAGUUGUGAUUGGAGAUGGAGGGUUUGUCUUCGCACUGGAGAAGAGGGGCUACGUGAAAGCAGGCCCCUGGACCCCAGAGGCUGCUGUGGAACACCCAGAAGCAGUUCGCCAGCUUCAUCGAGAGUUCCUCAGAGCUGGAUCCAAUAUCAUGCAAACCUUCACCUUUUAUGCAAGUGAAGACAAGCUGGAGAACAGGGGAAACUAUGUUGCAGAGAAAAUAUCUGGGCAGAAAGUCAAUGAAGCUGCUUGUGAUAUUGCCCGGCAAGUGGCUGAUGAGGGAGACGCUUUGGUGGCAGGAGGCGUGAGUCAAACGCCUUCGUACCUCAGCUGCAAGAGUGAAACGGAAGUUAAAAAAGUAUUUCAGCAACAGUUAGAGGUCUUUUUGAAGAAGAAUGUGGACUUCUUGAUUGCUGAGUAUUUCGAGCAUGUUGAAGAGGCUGUGUGGGCAGUGGAAGCCUUGAAGACAUCUGGGAAACCCGUGGCAGCAACCAUGUGCAUCGGCCCAGAGGGGGAUUUGCACGGCGUGAGCCCCGGCGAGUGUGCAGUGCGCCUGGUUAAAGCAGGAGCAUCCAUCGUUGGCGUGAACUGCCAUUUUGACCCCACAAUCAGUUUACAAACGGUGAAGCUCAUGAAAGAAGGUUUGGAGGCUGCCCGACUAAAAGCCCACCUGAUGAGUCAGCCGUUGGCCUACCACACUCCUGACUGCAACAAACAGGGAUUUAUUGACCUACCAGAAUUCCCCUUUGGACUGGAGCCCAGAGUUGCAACCAGAUGGGAUAUACAAAAAUAUGCCAGAGAGGCCUACAACCUGGGGGUCAGGUACAUUGGUGGGUGCUGUGGAUUUGAGCCCUACCACAUCCGGGCGAUUGCAGAGGAGCUGGCCCCAGAAAGGGGAUUUUUGCCACCAGCUUCGGAAAAGCAUGGCAGCUGGGGAAGUGGUUUGGACAUGCACACCAAACCGUGGAUUAGAGCAAGGGCCAGGAAGGAAUACUGGGAGAAUCUUCGGAUAGCCUCAGGCAGGCCAUACAACCCUUCGAUGUCGAAGCCCGAUGCCUGGGGAGUGACCAAAGGAACGGCUGAGCUGAUGCAGCAGAAAGAAGCCACAACUGAGCAGCAGCUGAAAGAGCUCUUUGAAAAACAGAAAUUUAAAUCUGCCCAGUAGCCUCCGUGGAAGCCAUUUUUGGUGACUUCUAUGUUUGGGCCACAGUUCCCAAAAAUAAGGAAAAGAUGGUUUAAAAAGAAUGCUUAUGUUAAUGCCAGGCUACGUAUAAAAUUGGUAGUAGCUAAACAAAACAGAACUACAAAUAGCCCUGGAUAAUUUAAAAAGUAUAUUUUAGAAAUUUACUUAGAAGCAAAGUGAGAAGUAAAUCUUAAACAGGUUCCCUAUCCCACACAUAAGGUAUUAAGGAAAUCACUGUGGCCAGUGAAAAGUAACUCAGAUAUUCAUUCCCACUUUAGUUAGUUUGCAGGCUAGUAAGGAGGAUGAGAUAUGAGCUGACAUGACAGUGACAGAUAGAGUGCUAUAGGGAAGUGACUUUCAAGUUCUUUUCAACAUGACCCUUAGUAAGAAACAAAAGUUUAAUAACCCAGUAAAACACAUACCAUACAAGCACUGAAAUAAAAUGUGUGAUCC
Molecule: messenger RNA, 1860 nt
Organism: Lutra lutra (Eurasian river otter)
Lineage: Eukaryota; Metazoa; Chordata; Mammalia; Carnivora; Mustelidae
Gene: BHMT
Product: betaine--homocysteine S-methyltransferase
Exons: 8
Coding region: 16-1389 (457 amino acids)
Molecular function (GO): betaine-homocysteine S-methyltransferase activity; zinc ion binding
Source: RefSeq, a predicted model, not a curated record